GGAAGUCGAUUUGAAAAAGCGCGUUCUUUUUUCCUGACAGAUACAAGGGAUGACAACUACUGCCAAAAUGACAGAGAACGGUGCACAAUUGUUUGCUAGGUUGGAGGGGAGACGGUCAUUGAGGGACAUUGAACCUCACAUCUUUCCUGAUGGUGCUGGACCUAUUCAAGGUGACGUAGUGGAGUUCCAUGGCACCGAGGGAAGUGGAAAGACUGAGACCAUGUACCAUCUGGUGACCCACUGCAUCCUCCCAGCCGACCGGGGGGGCCUGGAAGUGGAAGUCAUGUACGUGGACACCGACUACAACUUUGACAUGCUGAGGCUGGUGACAGUACUGGAGCAGCGCCUGGGGGAGGACGCAAAAGGAGAGGAUAGUGGGGCGGCGGUAGAGCCUGAGGAGAGGGUGCGAGCCUGCCUAGGCCGACUCUUUGUGGUUAACUGCUCCAGCUCAGUCCAGCUGCUUCUCACACUGCACUACCUGGAGAAUACCUUCUGCAGCCGGCACGCCCUGUGCCUAUUGGUCAUCGAC
Salvelinus sp. IW2-2015 is the source of this 529-nucleotide messenger RNA. Its product is annotated as DNA repair protein XRCC2-like. Gene Ontology annotation, molecular function: ATP-dependent DNA damage sensor activity; ATP binding; four-way junction DNA binding. NCBI's taxonomy places the organism in Eukaryota, Metazoa, Chordata, Actinopteri, Salmoniformes, Salmonidae. Gene Ontology annotation, biological process: double-strand break repair via homologous recombination; DNA strand invasion. The record is from RefSeq and is a predicted model, not a curated record. Gene Ontology annotation, cellular component: replication fork; centrosome; Rad51B-Rad51C-Rad51D-XRCC2 complex.